GUGGUGACGCGGGGUGUGUCUGCAGGGUGAUUCCACGACAUGCCGGACAAGUUGCGGCUCCAGGGCUAAACUGAAAGAGGAAAAAAAACCUGUAAAAAGUCUUUGGAAACAUGUGAAACAGAAAUUGACCUCAACAAAAAUAAUCGGAUAAUUGAGGUAAAUUUCUGUAUCAUCAAGUUCUACUUAGAAGUUGAGGCAUCUUUUUUUGAAUUUAAGGAUUGGAUGCAGAUAAUAAGAAAAUGACCUUUCAAUUUAAUUUCACUAUAGAAGGCCAUCUAGAAAAUGAAAUAACACCUCUUGGAGAUGGAGUUUUGACUCUGGAUUCCUCAAAAGAAUCAUCAGCUUUAGAAAAUCGAAAAGGAAAACAGAAGGACAGAAAAUGUUCCACAGAACAGUCUGACUUGCCUCAGAAUCACUUGUGGGAAUAUGCAUCAGUGGGAAAUGCAGGUGCUUCUCAAGACACUGACACCCCACUCAGUGCAACUAACAGUUCAGAGGACUUGGGGCCAUGUGCAAAACAACUCUGCUUAACAGUUGCCAAAGAGCAUGCUGUGCCUAAAGAUUUAAAGAAAGUGUUAGAAAAUAAAGCCAUAGAAAUGCUACCAGGUCUCCAGCAUGUUAACAUAUCAGUAGUGAAAAACAUCUUGUUGAAAGAGAACUUCCCUGGAGAAAACAUAGUUUCAAAAAGCCUUUCUUCUCACUCUGAUCUGAUUCCAGGUGUUUAUGAAGGAGGUUUAAAAAUCUGGGAAUGUACUUUUGACCUCCUGGCUUAUUUUACAAAGGCCAGAGUGAAAUUUUCUGGGAAAAAAGUGUUGGAUCUUGGCUGUGGAUCUGGAUUGCUGGGUAUAACUGCAUUCAAAAGAGGGGCCAAAGAAAUUCAUUUUCAAGAUUAUAACAGUUUGGUGAUUGAUGAAGUGACUCUACCUAAUGUAGUAUCUAACUCCACUUUGGAAGAUGAAGAAAAUGAGGGAAAUGAACCAGAUAUAAAAAGAUGCAGAAAGUCAAAACCACAAGAACUAUGUAAAUGCCGGUUCUUUUCUGGAGAGUGGGCUGAGUUUUGUAAGCUUGUAUUAAGCAGUGAAAAACUCUUUGUAAAAUAUGACCUCAUUCUCACCUCGGAAACCAUUUACAAUCCGGAUUAUUAUAGUACUUUACACCAGACAUUCCUUACACUGUUGGGUAAAAAUGGAAGAGUGCUUUUGGCCAGCAAAGCACAUUAUUUUGGUGUCGGUGGAGGUGUUCAUCUUUUUCAGAAGUUUGUAGAAGAAAGGAAUGUAUUUGAGACUAGAACACUAGAAAUAAUUGAUGAAGGACUAAAGAGAUUCCUUAUUGAACUGACUUUUAAAUACUCAAGUUAAUAAUCACUUCAUGGCCUGAGUGAAAUGAAUAGAAUGACCCAAAACUUGUGAAUGUUCAAUUUCUGUUUUGCUAUUAUUUUUUGCUAAAUAUGGUACUCAUUUAGGUAUGUUUCCAAAUAAUAGGCCAACUUGUGUUACCAGUCUUGUAUUUAUCAAGUGAAACCGAGAAAGGUCCUUGAGCUUUUGAUGAGAUCUUUGUAGUUAAGAGUUCUCUGUUCUUCAUCUUCAUUCUGUUUGACCUUCCUACCACCUUUGACAUUACAUAAAAUUGUUGCCAGAAAAUCCUGCCAUUUCUUACCAAGCUUGUGUAUUUCUUUCCU
This is a messenger RNA of Castor canadensis (American beaver), 1678 nucleotides long. RefSeq names its product methyltransferase 18, RPL3 N3(tau)-histidine (gene Mettl18). Gene Ontology annotation, biological process: peptidyl-histidine methylation, to form tele-methylhistidine. Gene Ontology annotation, molecular function: fibroblast growth factor binding; protein-L-histidine N-tele-methyltransferase activity; fibroblast growth factor receptor activity. The record is from RefSeq and is a predicted model, not a curated record. Gene Ontology annotation, cellular component: plasma membrane; nucleus. Lineage: Eukaryota; Metazoa; Chordata; Mammalia; Rodentia; Castoridae.